AGGACGCGGCGCGCGGGAUGGAGAGGACCCAGGAAGCUUCUGGGGGAGGCCAGGCGGAGGCCGGGUCCCCAGAGGAGCCCUUGGAGAGCCCGGAGACGACGCGAUCGCAUGUCGUCGCGGAGGCGCCGCCACCCGAGGUCCCCGCCGGCCACCCGAGGGCGGAGCGGGCCGGGCGGGAGGCGGCGGACGCGGAGCUCCUGGAGCUGACGGAGGAGAAGCCGCAGCCUCCGGCUCUGUCCGGGCCCCCGCGCUUGCAGCCGCUCAGCCUGGGCUACGGCGCGUUCCGCCGCCUGGGCUCGUGCAGCCGCGAGCUGCCGCCGCCGAGCCCCACGAGGGCCGAGCAGCCCCGGGACGGCGAGGCCGAGCUGCAGCCCUGGGCGGCGACAGGAGAGCCCGGGCCCUGGGCUCCCGUGGAGCUGCAGGUGGACGUGCGAGUUAAACCCGUGGGCGCGGCGGGUGCCAGCCGCUCGCCCUCGCCCGCGCCGUCCACGCGCUUUCUCACCGUGCCGGUGCCCGAGUCGCCCGCCUUCGCCCGCCGCGCCGCGCCCACGCUCCCGCGCCUGCCGCGCGCCCCGUCCCCGGGCUCCACGUGGGGCCGUGGAUCGCCGCUGGCCGCGACCCCGACCGAGCGGGGCAGCGCGGUUUCCCCGGGCUCGCCCACCUGCCGCUGCCGCUGCCAGGGGCCCGGCCCGGACAGAGAGGACGCCGGGCUGCUGCAGCGCGCGGGCAUGGACAGCAAGAAACUGCCCCGGGCCGUCACGCUCAUCGGGCUGCCCCUGUACAUAAAGUCCCUUCGCUGGGCCCUGGUGGUCAUGGCUGUGUUCCUGGCUGUCUGCACUGUAGUCAUUGUGGCCCUGGCCUCUAGAGGCGGAGCCAGUUGCCAGCCAUGCCCUCAAGGUUGGCUGUGGUCUCAGGAACACUGUUACUACCUCUCUGAAGAUGCCCAAGACUGGGAGGGCAGCCAGGCAUUCUGCUCAGCCCACCAGGCUACACUGCCCCUGCUGAACCACACCCAGGACUUCCUAAGAAAAUACCACAUCACCAAAGAGUCCUGGGUGGGGGCCCAACGAGGCGCUGAAGGCUGGCACUGGACUGAUGGGGUCCCCUUGCCAUCCCAACUGUUCCCAGAGGACAGUGAGGACCACCCAGACUUCGGCUGUGGCGGUUUGGAAGGAGGCAGGCUGGUGGCUCGGGACUGCAGCUCUCUCAGACCCUGGGUCUGUGCCAAGAGGGCCAAGUGACUUAGUGUCCUGUGGUAGACCUGUCUGGAGCUGUGUUCGCUGCUUGACUUCAGGAGGCAGGAGUUACCAGGUUCAUGCUUUCAGAGGGUCGCUCCCACCUGGUGGAGCUUGCCCAGUCCUCGGGAGCAGGAGCAUGUGCCAGAAAAUUCACGUUAUUGGGGACCAGAAGCAGAGGGCAAGCCUGAGUCAGGCCUGUCACUGUUGACAUGCCUUGACAAACCAGGCUCUACUGUCUAAAGCUCCUACAGUCCCCAAAUCCAGCACAAGCAGCUAGAGACAGGCUGGUAGGGAUCAUGUCAGAUUCAAACCAGAGUAUUCCUGUAAUGUCCCCAGGAGACUCAUGACUGUCUUGUCUCGGUUUUUUGAGACAGGAUCUCUGUGCAACCCUGGUUGGCCUGGAACUUAACUGGUGGUCCAGGGUGACCUCAAGUUCUUAGACAACCCUCCCCAAGUACAGAGAUUGUACGCCACCACACCCAGCCUACGGCCAACUAAUGCAAAAUCCAUCCAGUCCCAGUUUCAAGAGUUUCCAUAGUCUUAACAGUUCUAACAUUAUUCAAAAGUCCAGACUCUUGAGAUCCCAAGCAAAGAUAUUAGCCUUAGGGGGCUGGAGAGAUUCCACAGUUAAGAGCACUGGGUUUUCUUCCUGGGGACCUGGGUUCAAUUCUCACCACCUGCAUGGCAUGUCUGUAACUGUAGUUCUAGGGUACAUGACAUGCUCAUACAGUCACACUUGCAGGCAAACACCAAUGCACAUAAAUAAAAAGAACUUUUUUUUUAAAUUCUAGCUUUAAACACAAAUGGUAGACUUCUAAUAUGAAGUAACAGAAUACAAUUCUCAUUCCAAGAGGGCAGAAUAGGAAACUAGGCAAGAUUAGACCAGUGCUCAAGACUGAGCUCCACCUGAGCAAAUCUUAAAUUCUGCUGCUCCAUGCCCAUCAUCAGAUGUUUCAGGAAUUUGAUGGCACUGUGACACUCCGGACUGUUAACUGAAAGUUUACUUGAAUUGGGGCAUCAGCCACUGACUAGGUGACUAGAAUUGGCCGUAGAGAAACCAGCAAUUUGAAUAGAGAAGAUGCCUAGGAAGGGAAGGGCUGAAUCGCCUUAUUUAUAGCUCUUCAAUCGAUUAACAUUCUCAAUUUUCCAGAUUUCUUUUUAAUGACAAAUAGGAAAAUUACAAAGACGGGUGGAUUCUUGCGUAUGUUGAGCCUUUAGCUGAUCUAGUGCCUGUAAUUUCUCUGAUGUCCAAAGCCAUUGCUUCACCCACACAGGUUUGCCAUUCAACCCUUUUAAAGUUAGGACUUUAAAGUUGAGAGGGAGGAAGGG
This is a messenger RNA of Phodopus roborovskii (desert hamster), 2567 nucleotides long. It is a transcript of the gene Klrg2, whose product is annotated as killer cell lectin like receptor G2. The transcript has 5 exons. The record is from RefSeq and is a predicted model, not a curated record. The coding region runs from base 18 to 1241 and encodes 407 amino acids. Lineage: Eukaryota; Metazoa; Chordata; Mammalia; Rodentia; Cricetidae.